This is a messenger RNA of Xiphophorus maculatus (southern platyfish), 6615 nucleotides long. RefSeq names its product inositol hexakisphosphate and diphosphoinositol-pentakisphosphate kinase 2-like (gene ppip5k1b). The record is from RefSeq and is a predicted model, not a curated record. Gene Ontology annotation, biological process: inositol metabolic process; inositol phosphate biosynthetic process. NCBI's taxonomy places the organism in Eukaryota, Metazoa, Chordata, Actinopteri, Cyprinodontiformes, Poeciliidae. Gene Ontology annotation, molecular function: inositol hexakisphosphate kinase activity; 5-diphosphoinositol pentakisphosphate 1-kinase activity; diphosphoinositol pentakisphosphate kinase activity. The transcript is spliced from 27 exons. Gene Ontology annotation, cellular component: cytosol. The coding region runs from base 399 to 3545 and encodes 1048 amino acids.
GCAGAAAAGGACGGAAGGAAGGAAGCAGCUCGGAGCGGCAACAGCCGAGCGACGGCGGCGGUGACCGGACAUGAACUUUAGCGAGCAGCCUACAACUUUACUCAGAGUUUAGAGAGAGACGACGGAAGCAGCAGCAGCAGCCCCUUCCCUUCACCUCUACUCAGUCAGGGGAAACAAGGAAGUGAGGAGCAGGCAGACUCCCAGUCGUUUCCCUCCGGCUUGUGCUGUGUUGAGUCCACCAUCAUCACCGACCUCAGAAGAGGCCAGCAGGAUCCCUUUUUGCUUCGUGAGCAGAUCUCUCCGGUAUCAGUCAACCGCCGUCAACGCUAGCAUCGUUAGCUGAACCCCUUGGUGAGGGAGGGUCCACCUGAAGGAGUCAUGUUUCGCCCGGGUUUGUAAUGUCCGAGCCCUGCAACGGACCCGGACCAGUCCAAGAACGGGGGCGGAUUCGUCGAGACGUGCCCCGCUUUGUGAUUGGCUGUGAAGAGGAUGAGCAAGACAUGGGCCAAAUGGAGGCUGGCAUGAAGAACGAGAUGCUUCAUCAGGACGACAUGGAGGUGUAUGAAAAUGAAUCGCCAUCAGAGCGACAGAUCGUUGUGGGCAUAUGUGCCAUGGUGAAGAAGUCCAAAUCGAAGCCCAUGACUGAGAUCCUGGAGAGGCUCUGUAAAUUUGACUACAUCGAUGUCGUCAUCUUCCCUGAGGAGGUGAUCCUGGAGGAACCUGUGGAGAAGUGGCCGCUCUGCGACUGCCUCAUCUCCUUCCACUCCAAAGGUUUUCCUCUUGACAAAGCUGUGGAAUAUGCUAAGCUCAGGAAUCCAAUGCUCAUCAAUGAUCUCAACAUGCAGUAUUUUAUUCAAGACAGGAGGGAAGUGUAUCGGAUCCUUCAGGAAGAGGGCAUCGACCUGCCUCGCUACGGAGUGUUAAACAGGGACCCUGACAACCCUGAAGAGUGCAACCUGGUGGAGGGGGAGGACCAUGUGGAGGUGAACGGGGAGGUGUUCCCUAAGCCCUUUGUGGAGAAACCUGUGUGUGCGGAGGACCACAAUGUCUACAUCUACUACCCAACGUCUGCUGGGGGAGGCAGCCAGAGGCUCUUCAGAAAGAUUGGAAGUCGCAGCAGUGUCUACUCCCCAGAAAGCAACGUGCGAAAAACUGGAUCAUACAUCUACGAGGAGUUCAUGCCGACUGAUGGCACCGAUGUGAAGGUUUACACGGUGGGCCCAGAUUACGCCCACGCUGAGGCCAGGAAGUCUCCGGCCCUGGACGGUAAGGUGGAGCGAGACAGCGAGGGCAAGGAGAUCCGCUUCCCCGUCAUGCUGACCGCCAUGGAGAAACUGGUGGCUCGCAAAGUCUGCCUCGCCUUCAAGCAAACUGUGUGUGGAUUCGAUCUGCUGCGAGCCAACGGCCAUUCCUACGUCUGUGACGUGAACGGCUUCAGCUUUGUGAAAAACUCCAUGAAGUACUACGACGACUGCGCCAAAGUCCUGGGGAACAUGGUGAUGAGAGAGUUAGCCCCCCAGCUGCACAUCCCCUGGUCCAUCCCCAUGGAGGCUGAAGACAUCCCCAUUGUCCCGACAACCUCAGGAACCAUGAUGGAGCUGCGCUGCGUCAUCGCCAUCAUUCGUCAUGGAGAUCGGACCCCAAAGCAGAAGAUGAAAAUGGAAGUCCGUCAUCCUCUCUUCUUUGAGUUGUUUAAGAAGUAUGGAGGAUACAAGACGGGCAAGCUAAAGUUAAAAAAGCCAAAACAACUGCAGGAAGUGCUGGACAUCGCCCGCCUGCUGCUGGUCGAACUCGGUCAGCACAACGACUGCGAGAUUGAGGAGAAGAAAUCCAAACUGGAGCAGCUCAAGACAGUGUUGGAAAUGGAAUCCAGCUUGAAUGUGAAUCAGUACGGCCAUUUCUCUGGAAUCAACAGGAAGGUCCAGCUGACCUACCUUCGAAACGGCCAGCCUAAAGCCUCCAGCGAAGAAGAAGACUGUAAGAAGGACGGCCCGUCCCUGCUGCUGGUGCUGAAGUGGGGCGGGGAGCUGACGCCUGCUGGCCGGGUUCAGGCCGAGGAGCUGGGCAGGGCCUUCCGCUGCAUGUACCCUGGAGGUCAAGGUGACUUUGCGGGGUUUCCUGGCUGCGGCUUGCUGCGUCUGCACAGCACUUACCGCCACGACCUGAAGAUUUAUGCCUCUGACGAAGGCAGGGUUCAGAUGACUGCUGCGGCUUUUGCCAAGGGCCUGCUGGCUCUGGAGGGCGAGCUGACGCCCAUCCUGGUUCAGAUGGUGAAGAGCGCCAACAUGAACGGACUCCUGGACAGCGACUCUCUGACCGACUGCCAGCAGAAGGUGAAGGCCAGACUACAUGAGAUCAUGCAGAAGGACCAAGAGUUCAUCCAAGACGACUUUCAGAAGUUGGCCCCGACCGGCAGUCCAUCCCUGGUGAACUCAAUGAAGGUCAUAGAGAAUCCAGUCAAAACCUGCGACAAGGUUUACGCGCUCAUUCAGAGCCUCACCUCGCAGAUUCGAAAGAGACUGGAGGACCCCAAAUCCGCAGAUUUGCAGCUGUACCACAGCGAGACGCUGGAGCUGAUGCUGCAGCGCUGGUCGAAGCUGGAGAGGGACUUCCGCAUGAAGAACGGCCGCUACGACAUCAGCAAGAUCCCGGACAUCUACGACUGCAUCAAGUACGACUCGCAGCACAACGCCUCCGUCGGCCUGGAGGACACGUUGGAGCUCUUCAGACUGUCCCGCGCUCUGGCCGACAUAGUCAUCCCACAGGAGUACGGCAUCAAUAAAGCGGAGAAGCUGGACAUCGCUGAGGCGUACUGCGUCCCUUUGAUGAAGAAGAUCUACCUGGACCUGCAGAGGACCCACGAGGAAGAGGCCGUCAACAAGCUGCACCCUCUGUAUUCCCGCGGAGUGAUGUCUCCUGGUCGCCACGUUCGCACACGACUCUACUUUACGAGCGAGAGCCACGUCCACUCCCUGCUCAGCAUGUUUCGCUAUGGAGGACUGCUGGAUGAGGUGAAGGACCAGCAGUGGAAGCAGGCGAUGGACUACCUGAGCGCCGUGACUGAACUCAACUACAUGACGCAGAUCGUCAUCAUGCUGUACGAAGACAACAACAAGGACCCGUCCUCGGAGGAACGUUUCCACGUGGAGCUCCACUUCAGCCCGGGGGUCAAAGGGUGUGAAGAUGAGGAGAACGUGCCGCUGGGCUUUGGUUUCCGACCCGCCUCAUCAGAGAAUGAGGACAAAAAGCCCAAUCAGGGAAGCCUGGAGGAUCUUUCCCAGGAUCAGACGGACGACGCUCUUCCGGUCACAGAGCUCAUCAACCUGCAGAGACGCUCUCCAAUGAUCCGCAACCGCAAGACGGGCUCUAUGGAGGUCCUCUCUGAGACGUCGCCCAACCAUUCUUCCAAAGGCUGCACAUCCCACCGGCUCUUCCAGUCGUGUUCCCGCCAGUCUCCUGAGAUCAAACCAGCCGGAGGCCUAGUCCCUUCCUCAUCUCUCUCUUCUUUCCAUCGCCUCCCCCUCCUGUUUCUCAUGGCUGCAUAGCUUUCAGUUCAGCUUAGCGGUAGCGCAAACAGGAUCAGACUCCAAACUAUUCAGGCGAGAGGUCAGCUGGGAGUUGAGGCGUUCGCAGCCAACAUCAGGAUUUCUUUGUCACAGGACGCUUACAGACGUUCCGACACUCCCUGUAGGAAAUAAACGUUCAGCGCAAGGCUGCAGGUUUUAGCUGACUGACGUUUAACACAGGAAGCUAAUGUCAUAGGAUCAAACUAAAUGCUCUCAGAUCACUGGUCACUGAUUAAAAUUGAAUUGAAACAUUGACAACAUCUUGCCUUGCAAAAGUAUUUAUACCCCUUAAAGGGGCAGCGUUAUGUAUUUUCCAGGCACAUAAUCCCAUUUUACAGCACAAAAAUGGGAUUAUUUUUGUGCCAUUUUUUUGGAAUUCGUAAUUCCAAAUUUGUUAUUUGGAAUUGUUAGAAAAAUUACAUAUAUAUAUACAUAUAUUACUUAAAAUAAAUUUGACUUUUCAAAUUAAAGCCUUGAAAUUGGGCCUCUGUCCCUUUAAGAAGCUCCUGCUCUUUCUGAAACUCCGCUUUCAGGAAGUUGUCACAACAAAGUUUCUCCGUUAAGCCUUUGACAAACGUUUUUCAAACACCAUUCAUAGUUGCCAUGGAGAUUAAAGGAUUUCUCAGGCACUUCAGGCAUGAUUUUGCUGAAGGAAUAACUUAAAAAAAGUCAAUUUUACACAAUACCGCCCCUUUAAACGUAUUAGCACACCGACACUUCAAAGGUGGUUAAUUCGAUUUCCCAACUUUGUGUCGGUCUAUCAGGUAUUAUUCUAACUUUUUGUUUCUUGUUAAAAAAAACUUUUUAUUCAUUUAAGACAUUCUUCUAGCAAAAUUGCAUCUUCAUUCUACUAAUAUUAUGACUAUAUUCUUGUAACAACAAAAAUUCUCAUAGCCCGACCCUGAUACUUCAUUGAAGUAAAACCCACGUUUUGCAAAUUUUUUUUUGUAAUUUUCUUUUAAAUGGCUUUUUAAGAAAAGAAAGCAUUUUUUAAAUUUUUUUUAUCUGGUGUGAAAGAAAAUUGUAGACUUUAAUUUUAAGCCAUAUUGUGCCAACCCCAGGCCAGAGUGGAUUUUAUUUUAUGCAGCUCAUACUAGUGCAUACUUGUGAAUUAGAAAGAAAUUUAUAUUUUAUAGUUAUUCAGUUGAUCAUAACAGGAAAGUCCAGCAACUGUUGUCCUGUCAAUCGAUUCUUCUACCAGAUUUUUAUUUAGGGGAAUCAGAAAAAAAAGGGGACAGACGCAUGUUUCUGUUAGUCGAUUGUAGAGUAUUGCGUAGCAGCAGAUGAGGUUAUCAGUUUCUCACAGUAUAAAAUCCCAACAAAAAGGUAAUGGGGUAUGAAUACUUUUCAUAUGUCACUGUGUGUGAAAGUUUUAUUCAGAUUUUUUUAUAUAUAUUUAUUUUAUUAAUUUAUUUUGUUGUUUGUUUUGGAGAGCGGUGGGUGUUUUCUACAGCUGGCAUCUCCUCCAUCACAGUUAUUUAUUGUUUUUUCUGUUUCAGAUAAAAUAUUCUCGAGUCUGGAUAAAGAUUAGCAAAUGAGAAGAGAUUUUUUUUUUUUUAAUAGUCCCUCGCUGCAUAACUCCAUUGCAUUUCCUGUUGUUGGUAACUCGUCUUUCUCACUGCCACACCUGGCAUGUUGCAUCAAAGUGGUGCUGAAUUUGGUGCCGAAUCUGUGAGGAACAAAAAAAGGUUUGACUCUUGGAUUAAUUCUGUUUUAAAACACUUCCAGGAUUUAGUUGACAAAAAAAAAAAGUCACUGACCACAUAUUCUUGUGUGUUGUGUGGUUCAUUUAGUGCUUUGUAAAAGUAUUCACUGUCAAACCUUUUCACAUUUAAGUGCAGUUUUUGGGGGAUUUCACGUCGUCGUCCUGAAGUAGUUGUCACUGAGGGAUAAAAAACAAGAGUCGAAGCGUGACCUGGCCUUUCUGCAUGCAGUUUGCAUGUUCUUCCCAUACAUGCAUGUGUGUGCUCCGGGUAUUCCUGCUUCAUUAGCGGUUACGCUGAGCAUCCCGUAGGAAUGAGUGUUUGUGCUUGUUUGUUCUCUUGUUUUCCUGUGACAGACUGGCGACCCAUCCACGGCCCCUCACUGUCCCACACGGAUAAGUGCUGUAGACAAUCAGUGGAUGGAAAAUGGCGCAUUGUUUACAAAACUUUUCAGUAAUAAAAAUCUAAGGGAAAAAUGUGGCGCAUGUUUGUAUUGAGCUCUCCAAAGUCAAUCCAUCCAAUAAAAGCAUCCCAGCAGCUUUCUGCUGUCAUUGCAGUAUGUGAGUGAAAGGAGUCAUCGAUAUUACAAAAGAAAACCGAAAAUUAAACACAGGUGACCUCAGAUUUCAUCUUUCCAACGCCUGCAUUGCGGUGCUGACUGGCUACUCUGACGAUUUUAACGGAGUUGACUCCUUGGGAUGUGACCAAAACAACUCGCAUGGCGUUGUUAGGGAAAUGUCUGGAUGAGAGGAUGCUAUAAAGAGUGGAGUUUCCCUCUGCUUGAUCACAGGAGGAUUUUGGAGCAAAGUAUGUAAGGGAUGCAGCAAAUAUGUGGAAGAAGCUGAUGAGAUCGAAGUGAAACUUUUUGACUCGCAUGCAAAAUGCUUCAUGUGCCACAAAACACUGCACCUAAACCUUAAAAGCAUCAUCCCAGUGGUCUAACUUGGUAGUGGCAGUAUGAUGAUGUGGGAAAGAUGGAUAAAGCUAAACACAGUGCAAUCAAAGCUAAUCCAAGGUAUUGAACAAGAGCUCAAUACAAACACACGGACACCACACUUUAAAGAUUUUUAAUUUUAAACUAAAAAGAAAAACUUAACAUAACUUUGUGUUUGUGUGAUAAAAUCACAUUAAGGUUUGUGUUUGUGACUUUAGGAGCUGUGAAGUUUAGCAGAAAGCCGUCUGACCUGAGUGAAGUUCCCCCCCACCUUCUUCAAAUCAGACAAAAAUGGUCUUAAACAUUUGUACUACGUUUGUGCGGCAAAAAUAUUCGUUUGUUCCGCUAUUAUAUUAAAGAUAUUAAGAAAUGUUUCCAGAGGUUAUGAAAGAUCACACACACACACACACAC